AUGUUGCUAUGGCUCUUGCUGAUGCUAUGUUUUUGUGAAUCCUUCACUCUGCGUAGCAAGUUUACCAACGUGAGUGCGGUGUGCAGCCAUGAGUUCUGCUCGAGCAUAAGGGGAUGGCUGACCGCCAAAGGUGAGGUGAACCUGGACAUCCACCUGAAUCGCACCCUGAGGAAUGGCUUGAGGACCACUCUUACCCUCCUGCAGCUGAUGGAUGGCCAAAGUCGGUACCAGACCCUCUUCAGCUACGACCUGGACACCUGCAAGACGCUGCGGGAACUGCUGCAAGCCAGUUUGAUGAAGGUCUGGCUGAGGAACGUGUUCAAGUACGGGAAUCUGGCCGACCGCUGUCCCAUCAGGCCAGCCUACUACGAUGUGCGCAACUUUCAGCUGGAGAACCACAGCAUUCCGGGGUACUUGCCAUCGGGAUUCUACCGCCUACACGACACAAACUACUACGGAAAGCCCAAGGGCAGGCCACGCCGUUCGGUGGCCACUUUCGUAUUGGAUAUAAAGUUCUAUUAA
This is a messenger RNA of Drosophila biarmipes, 522 nucleotides long. RefSeq lists its product as uncharacterized. The transcript is spliced from 3 exons. The record is from RefSeq and is a predicted model, not a curated record. NCBI's taxonomy places the organism in Eukaryota, Metazoa, Arthropoda, Insecta, Diptera, Drosophilidae. The coding region runs from base 1 to 522 and encodes 173 amino acids.